This is a messenger RNA of Fundulus heteroclitus (mummichog), 1747 nucleotides long. RefSeq names its product cytokine-dependent hematopoietic cell linker. The transcript is spliced from 17 exons. Gene Ontology annotation, biological process: cell surface receptor protein tyrosine kinase signaling pathway; intracellular signal transduction. The coding region runs from base 213 to 1373 and encodes 386 amino acids. Lineage: Eukaryota; Metazoa; Chordata; Actinopteri; Cyprinodontiformes; Fundulidae. The record is from RefSeq and is a predicted model, not a curated record.
ACAGCAUCAGAUCACAAAGGCAGAGGAUGAAGCCCUCCACUUAGUUGCUAACAGACCUUAAGUUGUAGGGCAGUCAGUCACCACACAGGAAGUUGUUUUUAGGUUGCAGUGGGCUGCUCGGCACUCGCAGACAGUCACAAAGCUACUCGGGUGUUGCCGUUCGGUGUACGGGAGAGGAAGAAAAAUUGCAGACUUUUUAUUUCCGUGAGCGAAUGCAAACCAAAGACGCGGCGUUUACUGGAUACCCGCUGACGCAGGUGUGUGCUUUGUUCAAGUCUUCAGAAAAGCCGCCGAGAGAAAGGAACAGCCAUGAGUUCACUGUGAUAAUGGAUCGCUUCAAAGAAGACAGGAACAGAGCUCAGACAUGUGGUGACACGGUGGAGCCCGAGUAUGACGUGGUGGAUGACCAGGAGGAAGUGCACAACGUGCGCAUACUUCCUGCCAGGCCUAUACAUGAUGAGAGGGAGUACGCAGACAGGGAUCUUCCGAGGUUAUCGUCUGCUCAAAGCCCUUCAUCAAUCUCUACUCGUAGACCCCUUCCUCGAUAUCCACCCAGAGAGAUCACCCAUAAUAGAGGGCCUGCUGUAAAUAGAGAGCUGAAGCCAGGCCGGCGAAAAAGGAAAUUAGACCGGAGGCCCCCACCUUUGGAGCCAGAGGAGCAACCCUCUCGCAGAUGUUCCCCGCCCCAUCCACCUUCUGCCGUGGACGUAGCGAGCGCCCUCGCAGGGCUGGCGGUAAAUGAAGCCAGCGGGAGUGACAAACAACUGAGACACGCAGAAAGAGGAGACGUCAGAUCGCAUGCCAAAGGUCCACAACCUGCCAUGCUGACCCAUCAAAGACAUUCUUUGGAUUUGGAGACUCAUGACUUAGAGAAUAGGUCACAUCAGCAGUUAGAACGCUCGCCGUCAAGACGCCAUCACCAUGAGUGGCCUCAAACCAAGGAAGACAUCGACCAAAACGAUUUUGUUCCGGCAGACAAGCCCAACACCUACUGUGAGGAAGACUGGUAUGUCGGGGCUUGUAAUCGGACAGACGCGGAGCACGCCUUGCACCUGGUGAACAAGGAUGGGGCGUUUUUAGUGCGCGACUGCUCAAUCAACACCAACAGCGAACCCUUGGUGUUGGUCGUGUAUCAUGAGAGGAAAGUCUAUAACGUAAAAAUCCGGUUUAUUGAGGCCACCGGGAAAUACGUGUUGGGGACGGGCCAGCGAUCAAACGAUAUAUUCGACUCGGUAGCAGGAAUCAUCAAAUUCCACUCCAUUUUUCCAAUAACACUCGUCAGCGGGAGAAACACGGCAGCCAGCAAAUGCCCAGACAACUGUGUGCUGACAUGUCCAAUAACGAAAAGGGAUGUUGUACAGCUCCUAAAGUAACGUCUGCACCUUCCAGCAAAGAAAACACGUUUGAGCUUGCGCUGUUCUCCACAAGAGCUACAAUAUUAUUAAAAUGCUGAGAUGAAUAUUGCACACAGGAGCUGUUCUGGUGGGGUGAAGAUAAUAAAACCAAAGGUUAUCUUCUGUUCCCCUCUUGAUGACUACUAUUAAUUAUUAUAUUGAUGUCAUAUGACUUGUAGCCGAUGAUUUUGUGCUGAAUAAAAGGGUAAUUUGUGUUUUUAGAGGUCUUGUUCAAAAUAUUGCAUAUUUAAACUGGUCAGACCUAAACUAGAUUAUUCUUCACUAAUAAGAGAUUAUUUAAAACAUAGUUUGAGAUUUACAAAACGUUUUUUCUAAUUUUGAAACAAACACAA